AUGAAACGUUGUGCCGGAGUUUUCAAGCUUUUGCGUCGUGGAGCACACACCGUUCCAAAGCACCUCGAAUGUAUACCGAACGAACGGGAUCCGCCAUUUUCGAAAAUGGUCGAAUAUUGUUUCCACAAAGCCUGCAUCGUACUCGAACCGCAGCUGAUCGAAUCGAUGAACAAGUACCCGCAGAUGACCCCCGAAAAACGAGCCAGCCGAGUGCAAGCCAUAUUGAGUAUUAUCUCCAACAACUCUAGCACGCUGCAAUUCCAGUUUCCGUUCAUGCGUGAUGAUGGCCGAUAUGAAAUAGUUACCGCGUUCCGGGCCCACCACUGUCUUCAUCGACUUCCGGUGAAGGGAGGUAUCCGAUACUCGCUGGAUGUGUGCAAAGACGAAGUGGAGGCACUCUCGGCGCUGAUGACGUUCAAAUGCGCCUGUGUGAACGUCCCAUUCGGAGGUGCCAAAGGAGGCAUUAUCAUCGAUCCGGCCAAGUACAGCGAAAAGGAGCUGCAAGGCAUCACCCGACGCUACACGGUCGAGCUGGCGAAAAAGAACUUCAUUGGGCCUGGUAUUGAUGUGCCAGCACCGGACAUGGGGACCACAGCGCGCGAGAUGUCCUGGAUCGCGGAUCAGUAUGGGAAAACAUUCGGGCAUCGUGAUAUCAACACGAUGGCCGUCGUGACCGGAAAACCAUUGAAUCAGGGCGGUGUUCGCGGCCGUACGGAAGCUACCGGAAAGGGCGUUUAUAUCGCAACCAACUGUUUCACCAGGGAAGCAAGUUGGAUGCGCGAAAUCGGACUCGAGCCGGGGCUGGAAGGCAAGUCGGUCAUCGUUCAAGGCUUUGGAAACGUUGGCCAGUAUGCAGCUGAGCACUUCCACAAAGCGGGCUGCAAAGUAGUUGGAAUAAUCGAGAAAGAUGUAUCUCUUCACUGUAAGUCAGGAAUAGACAUAAAAGCGCUCAGUCGCUACAAAACGCAACAGAAAACUAUCAAGGGCUAUCCCAAAGCCAACGAGUACAAUGGCGAUCUGUUGCUGGAGGAAUGCGACAUUCUUAUACCGGCGGCAUUGGAAAAAACGAUCACCUCCGAGAACGCGAAGAACAUAAAAGCAAAGAUUAUUGCGGAGGGAGCUAACGGACCAACCACUCCGGCGGCAGAUAAGAUCCUCCAAGAACGCCGUAUCCUUGUCAUCCCAGAUCUGUACUGCAAUGCAGGAGGAGUUACAGCGUCAUACUUUGAGUACCUAAAAAACAUAAACCACAUCUCCUUCGGCAAGCUUUCGUUCCGUCAUGAGGCACAGAACCUGCGAGAGGUGUUGGCAUCGGUACAAGAAUCAUUGCGAAGUGCCGGGGUUUGUGUUACGGUAACGCCGAGUAAGCAUCUAAAGCACUAUUUCGAACACGCCAGUGAAGCGGACGUUGUUACUUCCGGAUUGCAAUUUGUGCUUGAGACUGCCGGGAAAGGUAUCAUGAAUGUUGCUGCUCAGCAUCAGUUAUGUUUGGACCUUCGCACUGCUGCUUACAUUUGGUCGGUGGAGAAAAUUUUCAAAUCAUACGAGGAAGCAGGACUUGCUAUGUGA
Molecule: messenger RNA, 1569 nt
Organism: Anopheles nili
Lineage: Eukaryota; Metazoa; Arthropoda; Insecta; Diptera; Culicidae
Gene: bb8
Product: glutamate dehydrogenase, mitochondrial
Exons: 1
Coding region: 1-1569 (522 amino acids)
Biological process (GO): L-glutamate catabolic process
Cellular component (GO): mitochondrion
Molecular function (GO): L-glutamate dehydrogenase (NAD+) activity
Source: RefSeq, a predicted model, not a curated record